AUGGUGACCGUGCCCAUUGUUUAUUUUGCCAUCGCCACCGGCCUGGUGUGGCUGAUGUUCCUGGUCAUGGCAGCAAUUCGAGCAUGCACUGGAGAUUACAACACGGACACGCCAGAAGGGCAUCUACGUGCAGCGACGGCUCCAACCCCACAAAGGACCGAUGCAGAGAAAGCCGCUAUGCUCGCUGCGAUUAACGUGCAUCUACCUGAGCUCACGCUGGACGAGGAAGUGACAUGCUCCGUUUGCCUCGACAUGAUUGCUCUAGAACACCCAGCUCGACAGCUUGAAUGCCAGCAUGCGUUUCAUUCCAAAUGCAUCGUGGGCUGGCUUCUACACGGCGCGAGAAAGCAUUGGGAUGACAAUGCCAUCCAAUGUCCGGUGUGCCGGCACCAGCAGCAUUUGCACAAACUUCCAGGCAUGAACCCAGUAGUUGUGGGAGUACCAAGUGGUAUGAACGAGGCAGUGGUUACGUGA
Messenger RNA from Symbiodinium natans, 474 nucleotides. The record is from the annotation of a GenBank genome assembly. NCBI's taxonomy places the organism in Eukaryota, Dinophyceae, Suessiales, Symbiodiniaceae.